GAAACAGGCACUUCAUCUCUUUGUUGUUCGAAGAUCAGCUAAAAUCAUGAUCGUCGAUCCGGCUAAAAGGUCUGAAGAUCCAAUCUCCCGUUCGGAUGUCCAUAUUCUGAGAGAGAUCCUGGCUGCCGAAUCCGCCAUGGAAUCCGGCAAAGAUCUCCCGAGAUUUGCAGGUCCGAGAAGACCAACCGAUCUGAAAAAAGAAUCCGGAGAACGGUUUCCAUGUAUGGAGAUCGGAUCUCACAUGGAAUCGGGCGAGCUUCCGAGACUUAUAGAAGCGAAAAGAAGCCUUGAGAGAUCGAAGGAUCGGAGUGUUUCAGGCGAAUGGAAGAGGUUUCCAGCGGAAGAGACGGAGAAGUGGAGAGAUGCGUGGGACAGAUCCGAUGAUUGGAGGUUUCCGUUCGUUCAUCAUCAGGUGCUGAAGAUCAGAGAAGAGGAUUUGCAUCUCGGCGAAGACUUAGGCGAGGGUUUGAGCGCGAAAGAUAAGAUCGCUUUCCUUCAUCUCAGAUCGCAGGUGGAUGCUCUGUUCUACUCGCGGCCGAUUCUGCGAUCUUCUCCCCUCGGCAAUAAGACGGCCAUCGAAUCCGUGCAGUGAGAAGAGGAUUGCAUGCGUACUCGAGAAGGGAAAGAAAGCAUCGUCAUUCAAGCAAUCGGGUUCGUGGGUUCUUCUUUCAGGGUCGAAUUUCUAGCUUCUUGUUACUAUCGGCUUAGAUGGUGGGAUAAUUCGAUCUGGCGCGCCCGUGUACAGACAAAGAUAGCGUAGUGUGUUAGUUUUCAGCUGUGUGUGUUUUUCAUUCCUCUCUAAUUUUCCGAUGUUCUUCUCUAGAACCUUGCUGUAAGUAAUCCAUGGUCUGAUAGGAGAACGAGUAAAAAUGGGGGAGAAUAUAUGGACAUGUGGUAGAUGGAGAAAUAUAAAAGAUGAAAAAACCAGUUUCCUUUUCCAA
Messenger RNA from Magnolia sinica, 941 nucleotides. RefSeq lists its product as uncharacterized. The coding region runs from base 47 to 592 and encodes 181 amino acids. The transcript has 2 exons. The record is from RefSeq and is a predicted model, not a curated record. Lineage: Eukaryota; Viridiplantae; Streptophyta; Magnoliopsida; Magnoliales; Magnoliaceae.